GCGCCGUCUAGCCGCUGCGGCUGGGUUGUUAGUGCGUCUGCGCGGAGCUCGGGAGCCGCGGUUCUUGAGUGUGCUUCGGCGGGCGCCGGGUGUAGCCAUGCAGAGAGCGGAGUGCGAGCAGCCCUCCAAGCGGCCUCGAUGCGAUGGCAGCCCCAGAACCCCGCCGAACACUCCGCCAGCGGCAGACAGGCCCCUGAGCCCGGAGCUCCACCCGGACCACCAGACCUGGGGCCCGGAGCAGGUGUGCGCCUUCUUGGAGCGCAAUGGCUUCAGCGAGCUCCGACUGCUGAAAAGCUUCCGAGAAAAUAAAAUCACAGGUUCAUUACUGCCCUUUCUUGAUGAAUCUCUUCUUGAAAAUCUUGGGAUAAGUUCCUUGGGAGAUAGGAAGAAGCUGCUUAAUUGCAUCCAACAAUUGAGUCAAACUUACGUUGAUACAAUGAAGCACGAGCAGGGCUCAGUGGAGAUGUUCGAGCACCUGGUGAGCGCUAACGGGCUCAGAGCUGUCAUGGAGCACUACGGUCUCGUCCCUGAAGAAGAUAUUUGCUUCAUCAAGGAGCAAAUCAAAGGGCCGCUUGAGUCGCCCGACGACGAGGCCUCGGUACGUGGUGGACGGCGGGAGCCGCACUGCUUUCCGUCUGUUUCCUUGGCUGUUGGGGACCAGUGGCCCUAUAAAGGCCGCCCUAGAGAGAAGAGCUUCCUGUAUGAGAUUGUGGCCAACAAGCGAAAUGGCAUCGAUGUUGACAAAUGGGAUUAUUUUGCCAGGGACUGCCAUCACCUGGGAAUCCAGAACAACUUCGACCACAAGCGCUUCAUCAAGUUUGCCCGCGUCUUAGAAGUGGAGAAUAAGAAGCGGAUUUGUACCAGAGACAAGGAGGUUGGGAAUCUCUAUGACAUGUUCCACACGCGCUACUCCUUACACCGCAGAGCCUACCAGCACAAGGUUGGCAACAUCAUCGACACGAUGAUUACAGAUGCUCUCCUCAAGGCGGACCCCUACAUAAAGAUCACAGGUGCAGCCGGAAAGACGUACAGCAUUUCCACGGCCAUCGAGGACAUGGAAGCCUUCACCAAGCUCACAGAUAACAUUUAUCUGGAGAUCUUAUACUCCACGGAUCCCAAAUUGGCUGCGGCACAAGAGGUUCUAAGAAAUAUUGAAUACCGCAAGCUCUACAAGUACGUGGGCGAGACCCAGCCGGGGAGCCCGGAGAAAAAGCUUAAGAAGGAAGACUACGAACAGCUUCCCAAGGAGGUCGCCGACGCCAAGCCUAGCGACGUGCCGCUGGAGGCUGAGAUGAAGGCAGAAGAUUUCAUCGUGGACGUCAUCAACAUAGAUUAUGGGAUGCAAGACAAGAAUCCGAUUGAUCACGUUCGCUUCUACUGUAAGACAGAGCCCAACAAACCCGUCAUGAUCACCAAAGGCCAGGUUUCGCAGUUUCUGCCAGAAAUAUUCGCUGAGCAGCUGAUCCGCGUGUACUGUAAGAAGACCGACAAACAGAGCUUGUUCGCCGCGAGACAGCAUUUUGUCCACUGGUGCGCCAUGCGCGACUUCACCAAGCCGCAGGAUGGCGAUGUAAUCGCGCCGCUUAUCACCCCUCGAAAGCGGGAGUGGAACAGGGAUCCAGCCGCGAGCCCCACCGGCAACCGGGAGGCGCUCAGGACCAGGGGCCAGCUCUUCCAGGACAAGCUGGCGUGAGUGCUGCAGGGGGCGUCCCCUGCCCGGUUCCCCCAGAGCCCUCCGUCCGGCCCUCCGAAUGUACUGACGGUCACUGCUUCUCGUGUUAUGUUUUGAAUGUGCGCACAUGCUCAAGCUAAGUGGUUUUAAAAGAAACAAAAAGGUAUGUGGCCAGUCUUGCUACGCACACUGGGAAAAGCUGACAUGGACUGAUUUUAAUGCUAAGAAAACCUUUCUCCCUCCAUAGUCCAUUUUCUUAGGAUAACUCUCGUACCUACCCUGAGUGCUGAGGACAGAUGAUUGUUGUUAACUUAGAAAUGAGAAAAGGCUAUACAUUGAAAUUAGAUGUGGGAUUUGUCUUGGAUGGAUGUGGUUAAAACCAGAACAUAUAAUCCUAGCCCCCUGGGGUGGCACCUGUCGCCCCAAGUAUGUGAAUAGCCGUCCACAGGUAAUCUACGCACAGGGGAGAGGACCCCCCCGCCCUUCUAGCCCCCCGUACGCCACCAGGUUGGGGUAACAGCAGGAGGCAAGGGCCAGGAGUGGGUCUGACUCUCGGAGAAAGGCCUGGGGAAGUUAGCGGGAGGAUCUGGGGGCUCUGGCUCCCUCCUCAGUGGAGCCCCUGGGACAGAGGGGUCCCUCAAACCAGGCCGUUCCUUGAGUCCGUCCCAGCUUCAGGUCGGGGCAGUUUCUUUGUCUCCUGGGUGCUCGCUGCCCCAGUCCUGCAGGCCUUGGCCAUGAGCUGGGCGGAGGUCACCCCAGGAGCUGUGCUCAGCCCGUUCAGACCUAGGACUGCGUUGUGGCUGCUUCCGUGCCCUUGGCAGGUUGUAGGGCAGACGCCGGAGCACCCGAGCUGAGCUUGUGCCUCCCCAGCGGCUUCCGGUUGUCCCUCCCGUCUGGUGCUGAUCCGCCCAGGGAACGAGCCGGCAGCCGGGCAGUUGCAGCGGCUCUGACCACAGCAGCAGGUUAGCUAUGUCUUAGGGGUGCGUCACUUGGCACCAUAUGAGGCUGCUUGAAGAGGUUCAUGGGAAAAUGGCAUCCAAAAGCAUUUGUUUCGGUGGAGAAAAAAGGCCAAACUCAUGCACUUUUUUUCAUAACACACAUUUUCCGUGAGCUUUUGGAGGACCCCUGUAGAACCAGAUUCUGUUCCGUCCACACCCAGGGGCUGACCGUGGCUCAGUGCAGCACGGGAGCCCUCCACCGUGAGGCCCUGUGGAGGGCGGUGUUGACUCCUCGGCUCGCAGAAGCCUCAGCCAGGGCGGCCCCAGGACGUGGCCACAUCUGCUCGCCCAGCUGCCUCGACAGCGUUCAGGGCAGCGAACAGUGGCCCUCCGCGUCCUGCGGCCAGCCCCAAGGUCACGAAUGUAGUCUCUGCGGAGAUCCCUGUGUUUCAGGUCCCGUGGCUGCCCGAGUGCCGUCCCAGCACCGCAUCCCUUGCUGGCCGAGGUGCAGCGAGACUGUGUCUGGUUUGCAUCUUCUGUCACACGCGCGGCAGCUGCACUUUAUGCCCAUUACGACUGUUGUAAUGAUGAGAACCAUGUGCCGCUUACCAGGUUGCUUUUUAAAAAAAAAAAAUUCUUUACUGUUUGUAUAAAAAUAGAGAUUUUAACAGCAUGGUCUCUGGAGUCAUAGACAUUGUUGCCUUGAGACUGUAAAUGCAACGGCAGGUUACAAGGACGCGAUCCCCCGGCUGGGCUGGGCUGCUGCCAUAAAGUGUCCUGAAUGUGUCUGGGUGUGCGUGUGGCCGGGCCCAGCUCUGCCCUCUGUGUGAGGGGCCUGAGCCCUGGGCUGGGGCCGCGAGCAGCGAGGGCGUUGACACCCGGCAGCUGGCGAGGCAGCCCGAAGGGCCUCCUGUCCCUGCAGAGACCGGCACUGGUGGGAAGGGAGGCGGGUUCCCUGAGGUUUCAGAACUCCUGUUGUGCAGAAAACAGGUCAUCCUCUUCUUAAAAAAUAAAAUAAAAACUAAGACAUUUAUUUGAAAGGCAGACUAAUAGAGAUCUUCCACCCUCUGGCUCACUCCCUAAAUUCCCAUAACAGCCAGGUCUGGUCCAGGCCAAAGCCUGGAGCCAGGAAUUCCAUCCAGGUUUCCCACAUGGAUAGCAGGGCCAGGACUGCUUCCAUUACGUCCCAGGUGCGUUAACAGGGAGCUGGAUCGGAAGCGCAGGUUGUGCGGGACUCACACCAGGCACUCCGCGGCACAACGUCCACCCUCCUCCUCUCUCAACCUGCCCUCGGGCCCCGUCUCCACAGGUUUCCGUCUCUGUCCAGAUCUGCGCGUUACUCAUUCGCUGCUCCCCGAUCCUGUGAAAUGAAACAGUGGCUUUGCGAGCACCUGGCACGCGGGUGGCAGAGCAACCACAGGGCCGGAGAGGCGGUGAUGCCGCUGGCGUCUGUUAGUCCCGCCGCCAGUGGAGUCCAGCUUUCCCAGGUUGGAUGAUGACAUUUCAGUUAAAAGAACUUCCAAAGCACACAAGCUAGAGUCUCAUUUGACAAGGGAAUACACAGAUGCGUGUGCGCGUGUGUGUACCAAUUGGCAGGAUACACGUGCAGAUGUUAGUGUUUGGAAAGGUGGUUCAGCCGCUUUAAUUUCCGCUCCUUCCGGUUCCCACAAUAAGCACAUACUAUUUGUAGGACUCCUCCUAGGAUGGUUUUCAUGAGGGACUUUGUAGCUUCCGCUCCUCCGCGGUCACCUCCACAGCCGAGCAGUGCUUGCCCCGUCCCUUCUUGGGUCCCAGACAUCGGGGGGGCUGGCCAGCAGUCACAGUCAAUGCCAGGGCCCUCACCAGGCGCCGGGUGGGCUGCUCUGUGUAAGCAGGACCUGGGCGGCCCCUGAGCCUCAGCUCAACGCCCAGGCCUCCAGCUCCAUGAUGCAGAACUGCUCGUGCCGGGCCAGCACCUCAUUGUUGAAGGUCGCGCAGGGCUGGCUCCCGCCGUGAUACAAGUCUCCAUCCAGCCACAGCCCAAAGUGGCCACUAAAGAGAAGAGGACAGUGGUGGCAAGGUUCACAGUAAGAGAGAGAGACAGAGAAAGGUCUUCCUUCUGUUGGUUCACCCCCCAAAUGGCCACUAUGGCCAGCGUGCUGCACCGAUCUAAAGCCAGGAGCCAGGUGCUUCUCCUGGUUCUCCCAUGCGGGUGCAGGGCCCAAGCACCUGGGCCAUCCUCCACUGCACUCCCAGGGCCAUAGCAGAGAGCUGGACUGGAGGAGGAGCAACCGGGACAGAACCAGCGCCCUAACCAGGACUAGAACCUGGGGUGCCAGCGCCAUAGGCGGAAUAUUAGCCUAGUGAGCUGCGGUGCAGGUCUAGAGCGUUUUUCUUUCUUUCUUUUUUUUUUUUUUUUGACAGGCAGAGUGGAUAGUAAGAGAGAGAGAGAAAGGUCUUUCUUUUUGCCGUUGGUUCACCCUCCAAUGGCCGCUGCGGCCGGCGCAUCUCACUGAUCCGAAGCCAGGAGCCAGGUGCUUCUCCUCGUCUCCCAUGCGGGUGCAGGGCCCAAGCACUUGGGCCAUCCUCCACUGCCUUCCCGGGCCAUAGCAGAGAGCUGGCCUGGAAGAGGGGCAACUGAGACUAGAACCCGGUGUGCCAGCGCUGCAAGGCGGAGGAUUAGCCUGUUAAGCCACGGUGCCGACCAUAGAGCAUUUUUCAAAAUAUGUAUGGGCAGUGGUACAACCACCUGCACCACCCGGUUUUAGGCACCGGGACAUUUUUUCUUGCAAGUGUUCAGCAGAGGUGCGAAUCUCGCGGCUGUGGACCCUGAAGGCCCCUAACUCCUUCAGAAAGAGGCCUCCUAAAGCCCCCCCAGCCUCCCGCCUCAUCUGGAGCAGCCAAGCAGGACUGGAGAGGAGAGGAAACGGGACCAGGACAGAUGACCCGAGACACGCACCUGCCGCUGCCCAGCAUCAGUGAGUCCAAGUCUCCUUUCACGAAGAAAGAGUUGCUUCCGGUCCACUUGAAGACCUGGGGAGGUGGAAAGGCUCAGGUUAGCAGCAGGUCUUGACCCCAAAGCUGGGGGGGCAGGAGGGGCUCGGGGCUCUCGAGAGUCCUCCUGCCAGCAUCCCUGGUGUCCGCCACUUCGUACCAUCGUUAGAAUUCCCACCGCCUGGAAGCCCCUUCAUUGGAGGAAUGGGAACAGACCUCGAAGGCUGCCUGCUUCCUACAAUAGAGAGAGGAGUGGAGAAGCCCAGGGCAGGAGAGCUUGAACUCCACUCCUGUGUCUCACUGCCUGUGCCCAUCGGUGAGACGCCCCCUGACGGCGACCACUUCUGCCUGGCCCAGCCUCGCUUGCCCCUGUCCACGCUGCAGCUUCGCACCCUCCCCUGGCCUCCUGUUACUAUGGGAACAGUACCCACCUCCUUGGUGUAGAGCGCUCUUCCCCCCAAGCACCCACGAGCCAUCUUUCAGCCCAAAUGACAUCUCAUAUUUCCUGCGGCCGCCCUCCCCCUCAGACCUGGUUUUUAUUUUUCAAAUUGGAAGGGCAGACACACAGCUCCCAUGGCCAGGACUAUGGCAGGCUGAAGCUGGGGGCCAGGAACUGGGUCCGGGUCUCCCGCACGGGUGGCAGGGGCAGCUACGUGAGCCAUCGCCUGCUGCCUCCCAAGGGGAGCAGCAGCAGGAACAGCACACCCCGAUACGGUGUGCACGUCGGCAGCAGCCUGUUCCGUGGGCCUGUCGUGAUCGUCCGCUGUGUUCCUGGUAUGUAGUUGAGAAGUUUGUUGAGUGAAGAAAUCACUUGAGUCCAAUCAGGCCAAGCGUUAGAGAGCCACAAGAAUAUAGUCUGCAAGAGGCCUUCGAAAAGUUUAUGGAAAAAUACAGAUUCUGCAGAAACCUAGCAGGGAUUUCAAACCCAUCUGCACCCAAAUAAACAAAAUCCACUUUGAAGUACCCUCAUAUUGUUGCUUGUAAUUCAUUGCACAAAAUUGCUGCGAGGAACCAGCCGGUCCACAACCAGAAGACGGGCUGAUCCGAGGGAGUCCCAGGCUCAGAGGG
Molecule: messenger RNA, 6651 nt
Organism: Lepus europaeus (European hare)
Lineage: Eukaryota; Metazoa; Chordata; Mammalia; Lagomorpha; Leporidae
Gene: SAMHD1
Product: SAM and HD domain containing deoxynucleoside triphosphate triphosphohydrolase 1
Exons: 13
Coding region: 98-1693 (531 amino acids)
Biological process (GO): defense response to virus; dGTP catabolic process; regulation of innate immune response
Cellular component (GO): nucleus
Molecular function (GO): protein binding; dGTPase activity
Source: RefSeq, a predicted model, not a curated record